Molecule: messenger RNA, 1395 nt
Organism: Ananas comosus (pineapple)
Lineage: Eukaryota; Viridiplantae; Streptophyta; Magnoliopsida; Poales; Bromeliaceae
Product: nudix hydrolase 2-like
Exons: 9
Coding region: 48-1079 (343 amino acids)
Molecular function (GO): ADP-ribose diphosphatase activity; NADH pyrophosphatase activity; NAD binding
Source: RefSeq, a predicted model, not a curated record
UAUAUUAUGUGUUAAAGAGCACCUCGGAUCACAUUAUUCGCGGAGCGAUGCUCCGAUCUCGAGCCUCCGUUUUCUGCUUCGAAGCGAUCGCACGACGCUCUCCUCCGAAACGACCCUUCCUCCAAUUUCCCCGACCAAAUCGCCGUACUUAUCCAAACCCUAGCCACAGAUCUUGGAGAGGUCGGAAUUGUGGAAUUAGCUAUAGAUCGAUGUCGACCGAAGCAAAUCCUUCCUUCGUUGCAACACAUUCGUUAGCUCAACAAGCCGUGGAGGUCGAAUUACUACCCGGAGCCGAUGAUGGCCACAGCGGUGUGAUUGUUGAGAUGAACGAACCGAUGAGUGUUGAGGCUUUUGUUUCGUCUCUUAGAGCUUCCUUAUCUGUUUGGAAGGAGCAGGGAAUAAGAGGAGUGUGGAUAAAAUUGCCCAUCAAGCUUGCCAAUCUUGUUCAACCUGCCGUCGAGGAGGGAUUCUGGUACCACCAUGCAGAGCCAACCUAUCUGAUGCUUGUUUAUUGGAUUCCUGACACUAAACAUACAUUGCCUGUAAAUGCUACGCACCGCGUGGGUAUUGGUGCUUUUGUGAUGAAUGAUAAAAAAGAAGUGUUGGCAGUUCAAGAAAAAAGUGGCAAAUUUCGUGGCUUAGGUGUAUGGAAGUUUCCUACAGGUGUUGUCGACCAAGGUGAAGACAUAUUUGCUGGGGCAAUAAGAGAAGUCAAAGAAGAAACAGGUAUUGAUACCGAAUUUCUCGAAGUUCUUGCAUUCAGGCAAAGCCACAUGUCAUUUUUUGAGAAGUCAGAUUUGUUCUUUAUAUGCAUGCUCCGCCCGCUUUCAUUUGACAUUCAAAAGCAGGAAUCAGAAAUCGAGGCAGCACAGUGGAUACCAAUUGAGGAAUUUACUGCACAGCCAUUUGUUCAGAAACACGAGCUUUUGAAGUACAUCAUCCGGGUUGGUGUGGCAAAGGCAGAGAAUGCAUAUGCUGGAUUUGUACCAGUCAGUAUAGAAUCAGCAUUCACUAGCAGGAAAAGCAAUUUGUAUCUGAAUCUUCGUGAUAUGAAGCAUCCACAAAGUGGAAGCUCUUAAAGCAUGUUAAUGAAGGUGGCAUGGCAAAAGCUGAGAAUAUUUAUGCUGGAUUUUCACCUGGCUCAUAGAAGGAGCCUCGAAAGCGAAACAAAUCUAUAUUUGAAUUCCUCAUAUAUUUAAAGCAAAUGUAAAAUGAAUAUAGCUAUAUCCAUACAACACACAUUUUAAUUAAUUUUCCACGGGCUUUUAGUGCCAAAUUAAUUUAAUUGAAGUGAAUGUGGCCUAGUAUUUUUUUUUUUCAGGAGGUGAAAUUGUAAUCGUCCUCUGUAAACUGUUCAGUUUAUGCUUGUAAAAAGGAAAAAAAGUAAGCCGUUAA